ACGGCUAUUUGAUUAGAUAAUUUUUUACUAUAUGUAUAAGUGUUGCUCCUAUCGAAAGUCAGUAAGCCCGAACAGGUUUGGACGGAACAAUGGAGGUGAGGAUUACAACAAUACUUUUGCUGAACAUCAUUCUACUAGGCAACUGCAGUGCCCAAAAUUUAGAACCCUUUCAACUAAGUGAAUAUCUGAAUGGAUCAUUUCUAGAUUCUGGGUGGAAUGGAAACUGGAUUUCUGAUUCGUCGUUUAUUUUUAAAGAAAGUGGCAACAUUUACAAGGUAGAUGCUGUUGACGGCCAAAAACACUUGUUUUUGGAUAAGAAUAUUUUCACCGAUUACCCUUCGAGCACACUAACGUUUUCUAAAGAUUUCAAAUUUGUUUUAAUUAAGCACAACAUUAAACGAGUGUUCAGACGUUCCGAUACCGCCCAGUAUACAGUUUACGACAUCAACAAACAACAGUAUCAUCAUCUUCACAACAGAGAAGCCUUACAAUACGUUCUUUGGGAUCGCCAAGGAGAAGGUUUGGCCUAUGUGUAUCUUAAUAACAUCUACUAUGUAGAGACAGUCGGUGGCAUAGCAACUCCAAGACAAAUAACAAACGAUGGUAUACCUGGUGUAAUAUACAACGGCCUUCCCGAUUGGGUAUACGAAGAAGAAGUACUAUUGUCCGGUUCUGCACUUUGGUUUUCUCCAAAUGGAGAAGGUUUAGUGUUUGUUCAUUUCGAUGACAGAAAGGUGAAUGACUUCCACUAUUUUAUUUAUGGCAACUCAACCGUGCAAUAUCCAACUGUGGUCACCAUAAAGUAUCCCAAGCCAGGAAUGACCAACCCGACAGUCGCCGUCAAAUACGUAAACUUGAAAAAUAAAGAAAGCGAAGUGGAAGAUAUUUCAAGUAUAAUUCCCGUAGAUAUUGUAAGCAAAGACCAUGUUCUACAAGAUGUUAAGUGGGCUACAGACACAGAUGUUGUUGCCGUGUCGUUAAAUCGCGUACAGAAUAUUGCGGCUAUGGUUCGUUGCACACUCACUACCAAAAAAUGUAAUACAUUUUACGAGAAGAAACUCGCUCAUGGAUGGAUAGAAUUAAAGGCACCUAUUUACAAUAGUGACGGAUCAAAAUUUCUGCUACUGCUGCCUGAGCCUGAAGGAAAAGACACCUACAAACAUUUAUCUUUGGUUGAAAACCACGAUAUCUCACAACGUAAAAGACUUACAUUCGGUAAACGGGUUAUUAGCAGUGUAUACGGGUGGGACGAAGCUAGGAGUUUAGUAUAUUACGCUGGUACCAUCGAAGGUGACCAUGGUCAACAGCACGUUUACGUUGUUGAUCUCAAAACAGCCUCUGAUCGUUGCCUUACUUGCGACGUUGCCACACCAGAAGGUCCCUGCCAAUUUGCAAGCGGUUCAUUUAGUGCCAAAUUCUCCCAUUAUGCGCAAACGUGUUCCGGACCUGGACCAAAAAUUGUACAGGUCAAAAGUCUGACGUCAUCUGCGUCGUUCGUAUGGGAGGACAAUGCCGAUUUACGCAAACGCCUUUCCAAAAAAUAUAAGCCGAUUAUUAAACGGCUUCAAGUGCCUCUCUCCAACGGUUACACGGUUUACGUUCGCUUACGACUGCCGCCGACCCUAGACGAAAAAAGCGAUAAGAAGUAUCCCAUGGUCGUAAAGGUCUAUGGAGGACCAAAUUCCAACGAAAUUUCGAACGCAUACUCAGCUGGUGAAGAAAACUACUUUGUGACCAACCGUCAAUACAUCUACGCCUCCAUUGACGGAAGAGGUUCUGGAAAGAAUGGGGAUAACUUGAUGUUUGAAGUAUAUCGAAGACUGGGAACGGUUGAGAUGGAAGACCAAAUUGAGGUGACCAAAUAUUUACAUAAGCACUAUAAAUAUAUAGAUGCGAAUAGAACAGGAAUUUGGGGUUGGAGCUAUGGUGGUUUCGCAACCCUUUCGAUCUUAGCAAAGGAUACAGAAAAUGUAUUUAAAUGGGGGCUAGCUGUUGCGGCUGUAACCAGUUUUAGGCUUUACGAUACCAUUUACACCGAAAGGUAUAUGGGAUUACCGACCAAAGAUGAUAAUGAACAAGGCUACAACAAUACCGAUCUCACACGGUCGGUUGAAGCUUUCCGAAAUAAAUUAUUUUUCAUUGUUCACGGUAACGCAGACGACAAUGUUCACUACCAGCAAUCAAUGGUACUAGCAAGGGCGUUAGAGAAAGCAGAUGUUAUGUUCCUUCAACAGAGUUAUCCGGAUGAAGAUCAUUCGAUUGGAUCUGUGCGCCCUCAUCUAUACCACACCAUCGAUAGAUUUUUUGAUCGUGGUUUUCGUUCAGGAAUUAGUGGGAACAAAGCACCUAACUUGCGGAGAAGGAGGAGGACACGUUUUUGAUAAAUAUAUUGUUUUUAGGCAACUCGAUUGACAGUUGCAAUAUCUUGUGUGUUGUAUCGUAUCAUCGCAUAAUUUGUAGCGUUUUUUAAGUCAACAAUAAAGGCA
Messenger RNA from Photinus pyralis (common eastern firefly), 2486 nucleotides. Its product is annotated as venom dipeptidyl peptidase 4-like. The coding region runs from base 90 to 2381 and encodes 763 amino acids. Lineage: Eukaryota; Metazoa; Arthropoda; Insecta; Coleoptera; Lampyridae. Gene Ontology annotation, molecular function: dipeptidyl-peptidase activity; serine-type peptidase activity. The transcript has 15 exons. Gene Ontology annotation, biological process: proteolysis. The record is from RefSeq and is a predicted model, not a curated record.